AUGCCUGAAAUGCUGGUGGAAAUGGAGCAGGCUUUUACGUGUUCUUCAUUAUUUCCAACUCCUCCAGGUGGUAGUAGAGGGUUAUUUUCAAGCCGGUGGCAUCAGUUCGCCUGGCAGAUGACCGAAACUUUCGACGGCUUCCCGGCCCGAGGCGGGUUUGUCCCGCUGCCCCCGGUGCUGGGCAGAGGCGCGACGGCUGCCCUCCGCGGCUCUGUUACACAGAGCGGGCUCCUCCGUGACAGGGACGGCAGCCGCUCCGCACGCCGUUCCUUCCCCAGGCUGGUGACGUUCUGUGCUCACGUGCCGCCAGCGGCGACGUCCCGCGGGUGCAGCUUUGGACUGCUGCGGCUGUGCGCGUCGGAGGAAGAUGUUGAUAUUCCCAGUAGGCGAGUUUUGAUUACUGGGGCUACGGGACUUCUUGGCAGAGCUGUGUUUAAAGAAUUCAAUGAAAAUAAUUGGAAUGCAGUUGGCUGUGGAUACAGGAGAGCUCAGCCCAGAUUUGAACAGAUUAAUCUUCUGGACUCUAUUGCAGUUCAUGACAUUAUCCAUGAUUUUCAGCCUCAUGUUAUAGUGCAUUGUGCUGCUGAGAGAAGGCCAGAUGUUGUAGAAAGUCAACCAGAUGCUGCUUCUCAGCUCAAUGUGGCUGCUUCAGGGAACUUAGCAAAAGAGGCAGCUGGAGUUGGAGCGUUUCUGAUCUACAUUAGUACAGAUUAUGUAUUUGAUGGAACAAGCCCUCCUUAUAAGGAGACGGAUGUACCAAAUCCCCUGAAUUUAUAUGGUAAAACCAAACUGGAGGGUGAAAAGGCAGUCCUGGAAAAUAAUGAAGAUGCUGCUGUACUUAGGAUUCCUGUCUUGUAUGGAGAGGUAGAAAGACUGGAGGAAAGUGCUGUGACUGUUAUGUUUGAUAAAGUGCAGUUCAGUAAUAAAUCUGCCAACAUGGACCACUGGCAACAAAGAUUUCCUACUAACGUCAAGGAUGUAGCAACUGUUUGCAGACAACUAGCAGAGAAGAGAAUGCUGGACCCAUCAGUAAAAGGAACGUUUCACUGGUCUGGCAAUGAACAGAUGACUAAGUAUGAAAUGGCGUGUGCAAUUGCAGAUGCUUUCAACCUUCCCAGCAGCCACUUGAGACCAAUUACUGAUUGUCCCGUUGUGGGUGCCCUUCGUCCAAGGAAUGCUCAGCUGGACUGCUCCAAGUUGGAGAUGCUGGGGAUAGGUCAGAGAACACCAUUUCGAGCUGGGAUCAAAGAAUCACUUUGGCCUUUCCUUGUUGACAAGAGAUGGAGGCAGACAGUCUUCCAUUAGUUUCUAACUUUUUUAGUAAAAGUAUGGUAUGUGGCACUUUUUUAAAAGAAGAAAAUAGUUUUGUAUGAGUGUUCUUAAAUUGUGACAUUUCUGAGUUUUCAUUUAAUCAGGUAAACAUAUGGUCUUGCACUAGUGAAACUGUUAGCCUAAAAAAAGUUCAGUGGCAACAGCUGAGCCUAUUUGAUGUCAUGGAUCUUUCCUUCCAUUCGUACCAGUCUAACUUAAUGUCUAUUCCUAGCAGAUUAUGGUUCUUAGUAAUCAGUACCAUUUGAUGCUAAGAAUGACUCAGAUCACUUGUAGACUUACUUCUGGCUGAAAUAUGUUGUUGAUGCUUUAAGGUCUGUGCCAUUGUUGUAUAUACCAUUUCUCUUCAUUAAAAGACAUGGUCAGUUCCUUUAUCACCAAAAAUCUGAGUUUUUUGUCUUUAACUUCUGAAGGUGGUGUUCUUAUGAAGUUAAACUGAAGUAGGAAUUGUUAAAUGUUUUGCUCGAGCUCUGAUCAAAAUGUUUUUUAAAAAAAGUGAAACUUUAUUUUUGCAAUUAUCAAGUGUACUUUUUAUGCUUGAAAUAUUUUCAGUAUGUUCUGGAAGUUGGAUGCUUGCAGCUUCAUAUUUGUACAGUAAGUUGUAUGCAUUUAUUUUAAUGGUGACACAAAAGCUAGAAGAGGGUGGGGAACAAAUAGUUUUGACCUGGGUUUUUUUUGGGUGGGGGAAUUGGAGUUGGAGGAUUUUUUUUUUUUCUUCCGUGGGGGUUGGUUGUUUUUUGUAUAAAAGCAUGAAAUAUCUUCAUCUUUCUUUUGGGUAGUAUUUGGGAUUGGUGAAAUUAGUGGGAGGAAGAUAUUUGUUAGUCAAUACAUGUGAGAGAGAGAGGAAAGGUAUUUCAAGAAUUUAUAGCACUGCAGCUUCUUUUGCACGGACUCUCAGAUCUUGCACUGAUGUAGCUUGUUUUAGAACAGCAAAGCGCCUGUGUUGAAGGUUUGCACCAUAAUAAUGUAACUGCAGUAGUCUAAUAUAAGCAAAUCUUUAAUCUGCUGUAGUCUAGUCCUUAAUGUUGGACUCAGUAGCCAGGUAAAGUGGAGGAAGAACAUGGUUUGUAAAGGUUAGCUUCCUUCUGAAGUUGUAGAAUCAACAAUGUAAAUGUUGUGAGAUUGCCAGCAGAUCAUUAGUAAAACUAGGAAAAGCUGCAUUUGGAUGAUCAUUUAUUUUUCUGAGGUUGAAAUGAAGUGGGAGGGGAAGAUGUUCAGCUUUUAAUUAAAAAAAAAAAAAAAAAAAAAGGGUGGGACACAUACAAAAAGAGACCUGAAGAUCUUCUAAAGGUCAGCUUUACAUUCAGUCAUUUAAUUUCCAACUGGCAUCUGCUAAGAGUCCAUAAUCCCGAUUUUUUUAGUCUGAAGUCCUGAUAUACACAUGGUAACCUAUCUCCAAAAUGACAAUAAAUAUGUAUUGCCAGCAUGAGAAACAGUUGUUGAUUCUUUCUUUACCAUCAGGAUUUGUUUAUCUGAAUCAUAAAUAUUUGCAAUUCCUCUUGAAAUCUAUGUGCCCUUUCAAUGAUUCCCCCCCCUCCCCCCCCAAAUUCAAUGAACUAUUUCCAGAGUUAGAUUAGGUUGGAUCAGUGUUUCUCUGUCAAUGUGCCGCUGCUUUGGGGAUGUGAUAAAAGUACACACAAAAAAAGGUACAGAAGGUUUUGAAAAUAUGAGUCUGAAACAUCCUGUGCCUCAGUACUUGAUCAGGAAGAUUCCGAGUACAUCCCCUCCACUUGCAGGCAGCUAAGUUUUUUAUUAAAUUUGACACCAUAUUUUAAAAAAAAAAAUCACAGUAAAUUGAAAACUGAUAUGAAAAAUUGGGGAUGGGGAUAAUAAAAGCCACAAGAAGAAAAAUUUUAAGGAACACUGAGGCGGGCAAUAGAUUUGCUGUUCC
Molecule: messenger RNA, 3220 nt
Organism: Pygoscelis adeliae (Adelie penguin)
Lineage: Eukaryota; Metazoa; Chordata; Aves; Sphenisciformes; Spheniscidae
Gene: MAT2B
Product: methionine adenosyltransferase II, beta
Exons: 9
Coding region: 1-1305 (434 amino acids)
Biological process (GO): S-adenosylmethionine biosynthetic process
Cellular component (GO): methionine adenosyltransferase complex
Molecular function (GO): methionine adenosyltransferase regulator activity
Source: RefSeq, a predicted model, not a curated record